UGCCAUGGCGGGCGUCGGGCCCGGGGGCUACGCGGCCGAGUUCGUGCCGCCCCCGGAGUGCCCGGUCUUCGAGCCCAGCUGGGAGGAGUUCACCGACCCGCUCAGCUUCAUCGGCCGCAUCCGGCCUCUGGCCGAGAAGACCGGCAUCUGCAAAAUCCGGCCGCCCAAGGAUUGGCAGCCUCCGUUUGCAUGUGAAGUAAAAUCCUUCCGUUUUACUCCUCGAGUCCAGCGACUGAAUGAACUUGAGGCAAUGACCAGAGUGAGACUGGAUUUCUUGGAUCAACUGGCAAAAUUUUGGGAACUUCAAGGAUCUAAUCUGAAGAUACCUGUGGUGGAAAGAAAAAUCCUAGAUCUCUAUGCAUUGAGCAAGAUUGUUGCCAGUGAAGGAGGAUUUGAAAUGGUCACCAAGGAGAAGAAAUGGUCUAACGUCGGGAGCCGCUUGGGAUAUCUACCAGGAAAAGGAACUGGAUCUCUUCUGAAGUCCCACUAUGAAAGAAUUCUCUACCCCUAUGAGCUAUUCCAGUCUGGUGUCAGCCUAAUGGGUGUGCAGAUGCCUACUUUAGAAAUGAAGGAGAAAGUGGAGCCUGAGGUCCUCUGCCCUGAUACUCAGACUUCCCCAGAGUCGGGAGCAAGAAUGAACAUCCUGCCAAAAAGAACAAGACGUGUCAAGUCCCAGUCAGACUCUGGAGAUGUGAAUAAAAACACAGAACUGAAGAAACUCCAGAUUUUUGGAGCUGGACCCAAAGUUGUGGGUCUAGCAAUGGGAGCAAAAGAUAAAGAAGAUGAGGUCACCCGAAGACGAAAAGUUACCAACAGGUCAGACGCAUUUAACAUGCACAUGAGACAACGGAAAGGAACUCUGUCUGUUAACUUUGUUGAUCUGUACGUGUGUAUGUUUUGUGGUCGGGGAAACAAUGAGGACAGGCUGCUUUUGUGUGACGGAUGUGACGACAGCUAUCACACGUUCUGUCUCAUUCCACCGCUGCCCGAUGUGCCCAAGGGAGAUUGGAGGUGUCCUAAGUGCGUUGCUGAGGAGUGUAACAAACCCCGAGAAGCUUUUGGAUUUGAACAAGCUGUACGAGAAUACACGCUUCAGAGUUUUGGGGAGAUGGCAGAUAACUUCAAGUCUGAUUAUUUCAAUAUGCCAGUCCAUAUGGUGCCUACAGAGCUAGUGGAGAAGGAGUUCUGGAGGCUGGUGAGCAGCAUCGAGGAAGAUGUUAUUGUAGAGUAUGGUGCUGACAUCUCCUCAAAGGACUUCGGAAGUGGAUUUCCUGUCAAGGAUGGUCGGAGGAAGAUGUUCCCAGAGGAAGAGGAAUAUGCGCUUUCGGGCUGGAAUUUGAACAACACGCCCGUCCUGGAGCAGUCCGUUCUCGCGCACAUUAACGUGGACAUUUCUGGCAUGAAGGUGCCUUGGCUCUAUGUGGGGAUGUGUUUCUCUUCUUUCUGCUGGCACAUUGAAGAUCACUGGAGCUACUCCAUUAACUACUUGCACUGGGGUGAGCCAAAGACGUGGUAUGGGGUACCGUCUCAUGCUGCAGAACAGCUGGAGGAAGUGAUGAGGGAGCUGGCCCCUGAGCUGUUCGAAUCCCAGCCUGACCUCCUGCAUCAGCUAGUCACCAUCAUGAACCCCAAUGUGCUGAUGGAGCAUGGGGUGCCUGUGUACAGGACCAAUCAGUGUGCUGGAGAGUUUGUAGUGACAUUUCCUCGCGCCUACCACUCUGGAUUCAACCAGGGCUACAACUUUGCGGAGGCUGUGAACUUCUGUACUGCUGACUGGCUGCCCAUUGGUCGUCAGUGUGUAAAUCAUUACCGAAGGCUGAAGCGCCACUGUGUCUUCUCUCAUGAGGAACUCAUUUUCAAAAUGGCAGCAGAUCCAGAAUGCCUGGAUGUGGGGCUGGCCGCUAUGGUCUGCAAAGAGUUGACUCUCAUGACUGAAGAAGAAACGCGAUUAAGGGAGUCCGUUGUUCAGAUGGGAGUUCUGAUGUCAGAAGAGGAAGUGUUUGAGCUUGUUCCUGACGAUGAGCGACAGUGCUCAGCAUGUAGAACCACGUGCUUCCUCUCGGCUCUCACCUGCUCCUGUAAUCCCGAGCGGCUGGUGUGUCUCUACCACCCAGCUGAUCUGUGCCCCUGCCCCAUGCAGAAGAAAUGUCUUAGAUACCGCUACCCCCUGGAAGAGCUCCCUUCCCUCCUGUGUGGCGUGGGGGCCAGGGCGCAGUCCUACGACACUUGGGUCAGUCGCGUCACAGAGGCGCUGUCCGAUAACCUCAGCCACAAGAAAGACUUGAUUGAAUUAAGAGUAAUGCUUGAAGAUGCUGAGGACAGGAAAUACCCAGAGAACGAUCUCUUUCGGAAACUCAGGGAUGCUGUUAAAGAAGCCGAGACCUGUGCUUCUGUGGCUCAGCUGCUGCUUAGCAAGAAGCAGAAACAUAGACAGAGCCCAGAUAAUGGGAGAACGCGGACCAAACUGACAGUAGAAGAGCUGAAGGCCUUUGUUCAGCAGCUUUUCAGUCUUCCAUGUGUCAUCAGCCAAGCUCGACAAGUGAAGAAUCUGCUGGAUGAUGUGGAAGAGUUUCAUGAACGUGCUCAGAAGGCCAUGAUGGAUGAAACGCCAGAUUCUUCCAAACUUCAGAUGCUGAUAGACAUGGGUUCUAGUCUCUAUGUGGAGCUUCCUGAAUUACCCCGGCUGAAACAAGAGCUCCAGCAGGCUCGGUGGCUGGAUGAAGUGAGGCUGACCCUAUCCGAUCCGCAGCAGGUCACUUUGGAUGCCAUGAAGAAACUGAUUGACUCUGGUGUAGGACUGGCACCCCACCAUGCUGUGGAGAAAGCAAUGGCUGAACUACAGGAGCUCCUUACAGUCUCUGAACGAUGGGAGGAAAAGGCUAAGCUUUGCCUGCAGGCAAGACCACGGCACAGUGUAGCAAGUUUAGAAAGCAUUGUGAAUGAAGCCAAGAACAUUCCAGCCUUUCUUCCGAACGUGUUGUCCCUGAAAGAGGCCCUACACAAGGCUCGAGAAUGGACAGCAAAGGUGGAAGCUCUUCAGAGUGGCAGCAAUUAUGCUUACUUGGAGCAGCUUGAGAGCUUAUCUGCCAAGGGACGCCCCAUCCCUGUGCGGCUUGAUGCCCUGCCCCAGGUGGAGUCGCAGGUCGCGGCAGCACGGGCUUGGAGAGAGCGGACUGGGCGCACCUUUCUGAAGAAGAAUUCCAGCCAUACGCUGCUGCAGGUGCUAAGUCCCCGAACUGACAUUGGUAUAUACGGGAGUGGUAAAAACAGGAGGAAAAAAGUGAAAGAAUUAAUAGAAAAAGAAAAAGAGAAGGACCUAGACCUCGAGCCCUUGAGUGAUUUGGAGGAAGGACUGGAGGAAACAAGAGAUACAGCCAUGGUGGUGGCAGUUUUCAAGGAACGAGAGCAAAAAGAGAUUGAGGCCAUGCACUCCCUCCGGGCAGCUAACCUAGCCAAGAUGACGGUGGCGGGCCGCCCAGAGGAAGUCAGGUUUUGCAUUUGCCGGAAGACAGCCAGUGGGUUUAUGCUGCAGUGCGAGCUCUGCAAGGACUGGUUCCACAACAGCUGUGUUCCCCUUCCCAAGCCAAGUUCCCACAAGAAAGGCUCCAGUUGGCAGGCCAAAGAAGUCAAAUUCCUGUGCCCUCUUUGCAUGAGGUCCCGCAGGCCCAGGCUAGAGACUAUUUUGUCACUCCUGGUGUCCCUUCAGAAGCUGCCUGUACGGUUGCCUGAGGGAGAAGCCCUGCAGUGCUUGACGGAACGUGCUAUGAGCUGGCAAGACAGAGCACGGCAGGCCCUGGCCACAGAUGAACUGUCCUCUGCUUUGGCCAAACUGUCUGUGCUAAGCCAGCGUAUGGUGGAGCAGGCUGCUCGGGAAAAGACCGAGAAGAUCAUCAGCGCAGAACUCCAAAAAGCAGCCGCCAACCCAGACUUACAGGGACACUUGUCUAGUUUUCAACAGUCAGCUUUUAACCGGGUGGUGAGCAGUGUAUCAUCUUCUCCCCGGCAAACAGUGGACUACGACGAUGAGGAGACAGAUUCUGACGAAGACAUUAGAGAGACUUAUGGCUAUGACAUAAAGGAUACAGCCAGUGUGAAGUCCUCUAGUAGUCUGGAGCCCAAUCUUUUUUGUGAUGAAGAGAUUCCCAUCAAGUCUGAGGAAGUGGUGACACACAUGUGGACUGCGCCUUCGUUCUGUGCGGAGCAUGCGUAUUCUUCUGCUUCCAAGAGCUGUUCACAAGGUUCGAGCACCCCAAGAAAGCAACCUCGGAAGAGCCCCUUAGUUCCCCGAAGUUUGGAACCUCCAGUGUUGGAGCUGUCACCGGGAGCGAAAGCCCAGUUGGAAGAACUCAUGAUGGUUGGAGACCUUCUGGAAGUGUCUCUAGAUGAGACACAACACAUAUGGCGGAUUUUGCAGGCCACACACCCACCCUCAGAAGACAGAUUCUUGCAUAUCAUGGAGGAUGACAGCAUGGAAGAGAAACCAUUAAAAAUGAAAGGAAAGGACUCCUCAGAGAAGAAACGGAAACGAAAGCUGGAAAAGGCAGAGCAGCUUUUUGGAGAAGGAAAACAGAAGUCUAAGGAGACAAAGAAAAUGGACAAACCUAAAAAGAAGAAAUUAAAAUUAAACACAGAGAAAUCAAAGGAGCUGAAUAAACUAGCCAAGAAGCUAGCAAAAGAAGAAGAGAGAAAGAAAAAGAAAGAAAAGGCUGCCACAGCCAAAGUUGAACUUGUGAAGGAGAAUACGGAGAAGAAGAGGGAGAAGAAAGUGCUGGACAUCCCUUCCAAGUACGACUGGUCCGGGGCGGAGGAGUCUGACGACGAGAACGCCGUGUGCGCUUCCCAGAGCUGCCAGAGGCCCUGUAAGGACAAGGUGGACUGGGUGCAGUGUGACGGUGGCUGCGACCAGUGGUUUCAUCAGGUGUGUGCUGGGGUGUCUCCAGAAAUGGCAGAGAGCGAAGACUACAUCUGUAUAAACUGUGCGAAGAAGCCGGGGCCGGACAGCCCGGGCCACGCGGCACCUCCCGCCUUCAUCAUGAGCUACAAAUUACCAAUGGAGGACCUGAACGAGGCCAGUUAGCAGAUGCUGGCUUAGUUUGGGACACGGGGGGCUUGAACCACACUGAGAUGUUUAGUCAUCAAGUAGAGUGGUUUCGAUCCACUCGGAAUGUCGCUUCCAAAGAUGAGUGGCCUUCAGAGAAAGUGCUCCUAAGUGCUGCGUUCCUCCCCAUGGGGCUGUGUGGGCUCCGCUGUCCCACGGGGCGUGUCUGCGGAGGGCGCCGCCCAGGGUGCAGCAGCCAGUGUCCAGCGCUCGUCUCCUUCACAGUGACCUGAGUUCAGGUCAACACUUGGGUGGGCUGGUGGCCCUGGCACAUGGCCGUGCUAGCAGACAUGCAGGGGUGGCUUGUAGCUAGCUGGUGUUAGGGAGAGACCUGCAGGCAAGCGGCAGUACCAUCUCAGGGUGCUGAUUGCUUCCAUCUACAUAGUUGGGAUUGUCAGAGAGGAGACAGGGCACCACUUGGCUUCUGCUGUUAGCUGGCAUUUCAUGUUCUUACCGGGUCAGGUAGGAGCACCGGGCCGAAGUGACUCUUGAGAGAAGUCAUGGCACAGUCGCCAGCCGAGACCUGAGCGUGUGCCUUCCCUUCGUGCAGAGUGGGGGUGUCAAUGAGACGGAAUGGACUCGGGGAAGACGAGUUCUUCUUAAUCUCAAGACAGGGAGCCUGCUUCUGGCUUUGAAUCUACACUUGAGAGCGGGAACGUGGUCCAGGCUUCUAGAAAGAAGACGACUGGUAAUCAGAUCGAGUCUCAGCGAUGCAUGCUCCCCGGAAACCUCCACAUGCAAGUGUCACACACCACCAGGCUUCCCGCAUGGCCACGGGCAAGACCGGCACACAGCAGCUCUUUGCCUUGCGCCCCUGCGUCUGCGUCUGCGCCGCACGCAGCUUCUCGCCAUGGCCGCGGCGACGCUGCUGGGCACGCACAGCUGCGUCAGAAGACGGGGGGCCUGUCGUACCUCUGGGUGAUGAAGUUGUUUUAGUAAAUCCAUUUCUAAAAAGAAACAAAAGGACUUGUUUUUACUUUUUCUAAAUGUCUCUAUGACUACUGACUGUUGUAUAAAUAGAUUAUUUUUCCUUUUUUGAUAUGCACAUACGGAUAUAUAAAUACAUAUAUAUAUUUACUGUUACCAGCAGCAUAUGUAGUUUGGUUCGGGAGCUUGCUUUCCUCCGUCUUGUGGUUUGAUAAAUCCCAUUGCUUCCUUGUGGUGCAGUCCUCGCCCGUCCCCAUCUUCCGUCUCCCGUUGUUUUGCUCAGAUGGUUGCGUUUGCACGGGCGGACGUGGCUCUGUUCACUGGCAGGAAACGGGCUUUCUCCUCUCUGCUGGCUGGUUUCCGUCGUAUGUGAAUGUUUGUGUCUAUGGUGCUGCGUCCUCUGUGUCUCCCUCCUCCUCCAGGUGUCGGGAGCUGUAUGUAACUGUCAGAAGGGGGUUAACAUUUUUUUAAGGACAAAAAAAUUACUAAAAACAGUGUUUUGCUUUAC
Molecule: messenger RNA, 6533 nt
Organism: Dipodomys ordii (Ord's kangaroo rat)
Lineage: Eukaryota; Metazoa; Chordata; Mammalia; Rodentia; Heteromyidae
Gene: Kdm5a
Product: lysine (K)-specific demethylase 5A
Exons: 28
Coding region: 5-5077 (1690 amino acids)
Biological process (GO): chromatin remodeling
Cellular component (GO): nucleus
Molecular function (GO): DNA binding; histone demethylase activity
Source: RefSeq, a predicted model, not a curated record